UAUUUUCGUCAAAAUGCUGUCAAAUGUGACUAACUUCACAAGACAAUAUUUGUUGACGCCGUUCCAUGUGUCCAGUCGUUCGCCGCCGAUAUUCCAUUUCCAAAAUACCCUCGUAGUUGACGUUGUGUUGGAGACGAAGUGGACUGAUUUGUCACAGUCACAAGUCAAUUUGUGAAUUAUUUUUAAAAUCCGUGUAAGAGGAAAAUUCGAAAGUACAGUGGUGAUCGCGAGUCAGUUUAGAACGUAGAAGACAUACCAGCGAAAAAUGGCCAGCGCGCGAAUUGAAGAGUACAAACAAGGGAUCAAUACAGCGCUCCACGAUGGAAGCAAGCCAUGGACUAAAUUUUUUGAAUUGGUCGAGGACAAAACUGGCGUGUCUAGAAUGAAUGUAUUCCUGGGUUGCGCAGCAUUCAUCGCAUUGUACCUAGUCUUUGGCUGGGGUGCUCAGCUGUUGUGCAAUAUAAUUGGAGUAGCCUAUCCGGCCUAUGUGUCAAUUCACGCAAUUGAAUCAAGUCCGAAAGCUGAUGAUACACGAUGGCUUAUCUAUUGGGUGACUUUUGCAAUUCUAUCGUUGAUUGAACAUUUUUCAUUCUUCUUGUGCAAAGUUAUUCCAUUCUAUUGGUUAAUUAAGUGCGCUUUCCUUAUCUGGUGCAUGUUGCCCAUCCCAAGCAACGGAUCCGUCCUCAUCUACGGUCGCAUCGUUCGUCCCUAUUUUCUCAAACAUCACGAAGCUGCUGAUCGUGCUCUUGAUGGUGUUUUCGAUAAAGUUAAAGAGACAGUCGGAGGUUUCGCCAAAAAGACAGAAUGAAGUAAAAAAACAACAACAAAAUUAACAUUGUUUCGUGUUUAAAGCCAAUUUUUCAUCUUUGCGUCGAUUUUUUAUAAGAAAAAAGACAUGUUAUUCAACUCACAAGACAAACACCACAAAAAUAUACAAAUUAUCUUGAUAAAUUUUACAAAUUUAAUAAUAUUUCAUUCUCAAUUUUUGCAGUAUCACUCUAUGCACAUUUUGUAUGGUUAAAUUAUUUAAAUUUUCAAUUUUCUUUCGGAUUUUACAUUUUCAAUCAUGUAACAUGGAAAUAUUUAAAUUUUGCAAUUUGUAUUUGAAUUCUGCACUGGGGUGAAGUAGGUGGCCAUUUUUACCGAAAAAUAAAAAUCAAUCACUGCAUCCAUUUCACGCUAAUAUAACUCUAUCUAUGAUAAGAUGGCCUUAAAUUAUUCGUAUACCUAGCGUUGUCACAAAUGGAAAAGAAUGUAUAAAUUAUUGCAACAAAAAAUAUGAAAGUACGUUUAUAGAAAUAUUUAGUGAGAUAAAAUUAUGUACAAAAAAAA
Hermetia illucens (black soldier fly) is the source of this 1332-nucleotide messenger RNA. RefSeq names its product receptor expression-enhancing protein 5 (gene ReepB). NCBI's taxonomy places the organism in Eukaryota, Metazoa, Arthropoda, Insecta, Diptera, Stratiomyidae. The record is from RefSeq and is a predicted model, not a curated record. The transcript is spliced from 5 exons. The coding region runs from base 266 to 808 and encodes 180 amino acids.